AUGAACCUGACAGAGUUUAAUCAGUCUGAUCGCUGUGAGCAUUUCUCCUGUCCAGAGAGAUCUGUAUCUCCUGCAGUUUAUAUCUUACUGUACGUGUGUUCAGCUGCUGUGGUUCUGCUAACAGUGUGUGGAAAUCUGCUGGUCAUCAUCUCUGUUCUUCACUUCAAGCAGCUUCACACACCAACCAACAUGCUGGUGCUCUCUCUGGCUGUGUCGGAUUUCCUCAUUGGGGCUUUACUCAUGCCAUCUAUGUUCAUCUGGACAAUUGAGUCAUGCUGGGUUUUUGGAAAUGAUUUCUGUGUCAUUUUUUUGUUGAUUGGUGGUGUCCUCAUGAGCUCAUCAAUCUAUAAUGUUGUUCUGAUUGCUAUAGAUCGGUAUGUGGCUCUUUCAAACCCCUUUCUCUACACGAACACAGUCACUAGGAGGAGGAUGUGCAUUGUGAUUUAUUCUAACUGGUCUGUGUGUCUGGUGUAUGUCAUAACAGUCUUUUAUUUUAAUGGAAACUUCAUGAAUUUUCUAAUGUGUCCUGGAGAAUGUUUUUAUUUUCUGAAUGAGGUUUGGUCUGUAAUUGAUCUUAUAUAUUCAUGUAUUUUUCCACUUUCUGUCAUAAUCAUAUUGUAUACUCGAGUUUUUGUGAUUGCUAAGAAACAUGCCACUGCUAUCAGAGAGCUUAAUAAUCACACACGGCCUAAAACACAGAAAAUCACCUCACACUCCAUGAAAUCUGAGAGAAAAGCAGCUAAAGUCCUCGGCAUUUUAGUGUCUGUGUUUCUGGUCAGUUUACUUCCAUAUUUUAUUUACAGUUUUUUUGGUGAUGUUAUAAAACUACAGACAGAAACAUUUCAGAAACUCAUUAUUGUAACUUAUCUCAAUUCCACCAUUAAUCCAGUUAUUUAUGCUCUGUUUUACCUGUGGUUCAGGAGGUGCAUUAAAUUAAUCAUAACUCUGCGAAUAUUCCAAAAAGACUCUGCAUUACACAGUGUUCUUUCAUGA
Messenger RNA from Hemibagrus wyckioides, 993 nucleotides. Its product is annotated as trace amine-associated receptor 13c-like. Gene Ontology annotation, biological process: G protein-coupled receptor signaling pathway. Gene Ontology annotation, molecular function: trace-amine receptor activity. Gene Ontology annotation, cellular component: membrane. The transcript has a single exon. NCBI's taxonomy places the organism in Eukaryota, Metazoa, Chordata, Actinopteri, Siluriformes, Bagridae. The record is from RefSeq and is a predicted model, not a curated record. Bases 1 to 993 code for a protein of 330 amino acids.